CGCGAGCGACUCCUCGCGAGUCCUUCAGCUCCCCUCGGUAAUGAUCGGCUUCAAAAUUUAGUUACUGCUAUGGAAAGAAAGCCCGAUUAGUAUUCCCACCCAUUGGUUCACCCUCCAUCACGAAUGCGCAGAGCAAUUUCAACAAAGCUCGUCUCCCGGUGAGCUUUUGUCGAUGGGACAGGUGCUCAAGAAAGUGAAAGAAAACGGCGAAGGUAACGAAGAUGAUCACACUGAAGGUUUUCCAGAUCUUGCUAGAUGGCCACCAGAGCUGAGCCUUGCCGUGCUGUCACACUUGAACGCUACAGACCUCUGCUUAGCGGCAUGCGUGUGGACCCACCUUGCACAAGAUGAAGUUCUCUGGCACAGUUUGUGCAUCAGCCAGUGGGGCUAUGCCAGCAUCUAUGGGAUGCCCAAGGAGCCUGGCUUCUCUUAUCGGCGGCUCUACUUGCAGCUCGAUGAGGGAACCAUCACAUUCAACGCAGACGCAGAGCUGGGAAUGCAGUACUUCAUUUCUCAACGGCUCGUGAAAGAUGUCCCCAUUGAAAUUGCCAGGUUCCUGCACAAUACCAAGCGGCUGAACUCUCGCCAAACACGGCUGUAUUUGGAGUCAAGACGGCAGGUGCUGGAUCACCUGGUGGAGCUCCAGAACUUUGAGAACCAGCACUUGCCAGAGGCACUGCGACGCUUCUUCCAAAGUCUGCAGGCACCCAACACCCAGAACAGCUACCUCAGGGCCCUGCUGGAGAAAUUCUCUCUGCGAUUCUGCAAGUGCAACCCUCACUUGGGCCUGAGCUCGGACAUGGUGUACAUCCUGUGCUUCUCACUCAUCAUGCUCUCAGUCGACCUGAGCAGUCCCCACAUCAAGAACAAGAUGUCCAAGCGCGAAUUCAUUCGAAAUGUUCGUCAGGCUGUGCACCGCACUGAUGACGAGUUUUACGGGCACCUGUAUGAUGACAUCUACCUGCGUGGACACGUUGCCCCAAACUCCGAGGACUGAAGGCCGUCCAGUCACAAAAAUUGUUCAGUUAUCUCCUGCCUCCACCCCCCUCUCCUCAAUCCCAUCAUACGUCUUGAAAUUCACCUGCGGUCUCAUCAGUCUUACUGUCUUUAUUUCGCAGUCUUGCCUUGGCUGUGUUUGUGGUUGUGACGCAUACCAGUAGGAUCGUCUCAUAUUGUUUUUCGAUAGCUGUGCAAAGGCCACCUUUAGGUUGAGCGUGACUUUAGUGCAUGUCACUGUUUUGGUCUCAUCAGGUAGAGCAGGUUUGUUUCUCGACCCACUGGCCAAGAUCAAAGUGUCGUGUCAACUUGUAGUUCGACUGACACCACCUAAUUAGCGCUUUUUUUUUCCUGCUCAGUACUCGCACAAAAUGCUCUGCGACUGAAACUAAUGCCAACCACGUGCUUGCAUCAAGCAUUGUUAUGCGAACAUUCACGUAACAUACUAACAUCUCCUGAAACCAUGUUAGUAGUCACAACUUGCAUUGCUCACCACAAGUACUUGCUCAGGUUCUACUAGCAGAGCACCUGCCAAAAAGGAGCAUGUUAGGUUUUAAUAAGGUGGUUUAGUGUGGCUGCACAAGGGAGUGUGGGCCAGCUGUGGACAAAUGUAAUAUAUCAGCUAGACACUACCCUUUAUUUACAAGUGCAGACGUGCUUUUAAUAAGAUAAUGGCCCCGGACUACUAUAAUGCUAAGACAUCAGCAGUGUAUGUAACUUACAGCAACUUUGUGGCCCACUAUGAGCUGCCAUAUUUUCUUCUAAAUCUUGCUUAUUUGCCACGUGGCAGUUGAAGUGGGGCGUGCUUUUGCAGAUUGUGCAUGAAAGAGCUAGUCAUACAGCUGUAGUGAACUGAACUUGCUAGUCUAGAGCAGGUGCAUCUAUUAUUUAUUGGACAUUGUUCUCUCGCAUGAAUAAAACUUGUUCAUUGGACAUAU
Rhipicephalus microplus (southern cattle tick) is the source of this 1934-nucleotide messenger RNA. Its product is annotated as F-box only protein 8. Gene Ontology annotation, molecular function: protein binding; guanyl-nucleotide exchange factor activity. The record is from RefSeq and is a predicted model, not a curated record. NCBI's taxonomy places the organism in Eukaryota, Metazoa, Arthropoda, Arachnida, Ixodida, Ixodidae. Gene Ontology annotation, biological process: regulation of ARF protein signal transduction.